Camellia sinensis is the source of this 1158-nucleotide messenger RNA. RefSeq lists its product as uncharacterized. The record is from RefSeq and is a predicted model, not a curated record. Lineage: Eukaryota; Viridiplantae; Streptophyta; Magnoliopsida; Ericales; Theaceae.
AGAAAAUCUUCAUUUCACACUUAAAUAAAAAAGAAUCAAAAUCGGCAAAUAAAUAUCUCACCCCUCCUCGCUCUCCUCUCUCUCUCCCUCCCUCCCUCCCUCCCGCGAAACCAAACCAUGGAAGAUGCAGAAGCAGUGGUAGCUAACAUGUGGGCUUUGAUGGCGAGCUGGUCCACACCCACUGUUUUCUUCUGUGUCUUGAAUCUCAUUGUCGCCAUUCUGUUCUUCACUUCAAAAAAACCCCUCAAAACUCAUCACAACAAUCAACACCCACCACCACCACAAUCUGAGGAGGCUAAUCAACAACAACACAACCACCAGUACCCACCACCCCAGCAAUUAGUCCGAGCUCCAUCUCUAUUGCAACGACUCAGAUCCUUCGAGUUCUCUCUCUACAGAUCCGAAGAACACCCAGACCAAUCACAGACCCACAUCCAGACCCGCCAACCCGACCCACCUCAGGUGCAAGCUCCGAUUCUCGAUCGUCAAGUGACGAGAAGCAAGUCUGACAAUUCCGGCGGUGGCGAGGCUCCUCGUCGUCCUCCGGUGGGGAAGAUGAAGAAGUGGAAGAGCGAGAAAGUGAGGGUCGAGGAGGAGGAGGAGGAGGAGAGGGAAAGGGAAAGGGAAACGGCGUCGUAUGGUGGUGGGGGGGAGGACGAAGAGGAAGGGGAAGGGGAAGGGGAAGGGGAAGGGGUAGAUGCCCAAGCAGAUGAUUUCAUCGACAGGUUCAAGAAACAGUUGAAGUUGCAGAGGGUUGAUUCGAUUCUGAGGUACACAGACAUGUUGAAGAGAGGGUUAGGAAGGUCACAGGUCUAGUCUAGUCUAGGCUACAUACAGUAUAAUGGAGAUGAAUGAAUGAUGAUGGUCACUGUAGUAUGUAUUGUACUUGUCUCUUGCAUGAUUUGUUUGCCAAUUAUGCCCUUCUCCUUCUGGGCUGCUCUCUCCUUUUUUAUUAUACACGUUCGGGGUAUUUAAGUCAUUUUAUUGUUAGGCAUAUAAUAUAUUUUAUUAAUGGAGGUGACACGUGAUGACAGUCACAUGAAUUUGUAUUGUUUUUACGUGGUUGGCAACGGUAGUAGUAGUGUAGUGAUGUAAUGGUACGAAAAAAUUUACCAAAUUGGCAGAAACCGGAAAUGUUGACGGAAAAGUUGAACAGUA